GCGACGUUGCGAGUGGAUGAUGUCAUUUCCGGUUAACGUUGCGAGGGUAUGACGUUUAUUUGUAGAUAAGCGCUUGCGAGUGGAUAACGUCGUUGUAAGCUCACCGUUGCGAAGUCGAUGACGUGUUUGCGUGUCGCCGUUGCGAGUGAUAUAGACGUCAUUGUAGAUGAGCCGUUGCGAGUGUGUUACGUCAUCGCAGAUAGCCGCAGCGAGUGGAUGACGCCGUAGAAACCGCCGUUGCGAGUGGAUGACGUCGUUGUAGAUGAGCCGUUGCGAGUGUGUUACGUCACCGCAGAUAGCCGCAGCGAGUGGAUGACGCCGUAGAAACCGCCGUUGCGAGUGGAUGACGUCGUUGUAGAUGAGCCGUUGCGAGUGUGUGUUACGUCACCGCAGAUAGCCGCAGCGAGUGGAUGACGUCGCUGCGAGUUGAUGACGUCAUUCGCGUGUUGCCUUUGCGAGUGUGUGACGUCACGCCGACGCGUGUACAGUGCGAGGACUGUAAUUGCCACGGUGGUCGCAGCGAUAAGCGCCUCCCCUAGGUCGACUGGGCCUCAAAUCAGUAACCCUGUGGUGCGGUCUGGUGUGCAGCAAACGUCGCCACUGGGGGGGGAGAGAGGGAGAGACAAAGGCGGCCGGGCGUGGUGGUCGCUAACAGCACUUGCCCCAGCGGCCUGUUAAGAGGCUACACGGGGGACCUUUGUCUUUGUUGUUGUGGUGGUUGUUGUUGUUGCAUCAACAACCACAACAACCACCACCAUGGUGAGCGUGGCCGGUCGAUCCCGGGAGGCCGUCGCGAAGUCCGACCUUGAGGUGAAGGCCCUUGUGCAGGAGGUGGUGAAGUCCGACCUUGAGGUGAAGGCCCUGGUGCAGGAGGUGGCUCAGUGCGCGGGGCCUCUCGCCUCUCUCACGGCGCUCAACGGACGGGCCAAGGAGCGGCUCCAGCGGAUGCGCUCCCUGAUCGAGCGCCUGGAGCGCUGUGCCCUGGAGCAGGACCGCGAGUCCGCGCGCCGCGCGUUGCUGGCAGACGCCGGGGCCCACCGGCGCCAGCUGCUGGCCGGGCAGACGGCCCUGCGCAGAGCCUCGCUCGCGGCCUCCACGGCCCUGGGGGCCAGGGCCAGGGACGCUCUGCUGAUGCACAGGGAGGAGGAGGAGGUGGUGGGAGGAGGAGGAGGAGGUGGAAGAGGUGGAGGUGGAGGAGGUGGAGCGAGGGACGGGGGAAGAAGCGACGGCGGUGUCGGAGCGUCAGUAAGGAUGGAGGCGCGGCAGCGGAGGGCGGCUAAGGAGAGCCUGGCUAGGAACACGAGUGACAUCACGGAGUCUCUGAUGAACGUGAGCCGCAUGAUGACUCAGCAGCUCGCCAGAGGAGAGGAGACCGUGACCACUCUUGCCACCUCCUCGCAGGUGCUGCAGGGCACGGGCGAGGAGCUGAAGGCGAUGAGCGGCACGCUGCACCUGAGCCACCGGCUAAUCACCAAGUACCGCCGGCGCGAGGUGACGGACCGCCUGCUGGUGCUGCUGGCGCUCGCCCUCUUCCUAGCCACUGUCGCCUACAUCCUCAAGAAGCGAAUCUUCCACUUCCUCUGAAGCUGCGGCGGCGACGACGGUGGUGGUGGUGGCGAGGGUGGUGGUGGUGGUGACGAGGGUGG
Molecule: messenger RNA, 1646 nt
Organism: Petromyzon marinus (sea lamprey)
Lineage: Eukaryota; Metazoa; Chordata; Hyperoartia; Petromyzontiformes; Petromyzontidae
Source: RefSeq, a predicted model, not a curated record